Messenger RNA from Ictalurus punctatus (channel catfish), 1453 nucleotides. RefSeq lists its product as uncharacterized. The transcript is spliced from 6 exons. NCBI's taxonomy places the organism in Eukaryota, Metazoa, Chordata, Actinopteri, Siluriformes, Ictaluridae. Bases 182 to 919 code for a protein of 245 amino acids. The record is from RefSeq and is a predicted model, not a curated record.
CCGAGGCACCACGGUUUCUCUUCUGUGGAGAUGUUUGCAAGCAAGCUAAAUGCACACUGGAGUGGCUCAUUAGCAAUUACAGCAUGCAGUCAGAAAUAAAAACAAGAAUAUAGGAACGGAAAAACAAACAAACAAACAAACUACUGCAACAUCAGGUCUCCAAAAGCAAAAGUCUGUUGGCAUGUCUGGAGGAGAGCGUCUGUUCCGCUGUGAGGACCCGGCAGUAUGGAGAGGCAUUCAUGCGAAAUACUGGGCUGUGGUGGAGGCAAAGGCUGCUGGAAAACAGAAGAGUUCAGGGAAACUGCUGGAAUUGGAGAAAUGGUAUCAGGAGGAGCUUCCAGCGGCCAUUUUAGCUCGACCAGAGCGUUCUUUGACGUACCCUGAACUUGUCAAACUCAUGGAGUGGAAAUUAACCAGGGGGAAGUUCCGUCCCCGGCUCAAGCAGCUGAUUGGCUCCAACAGCGAGGAGGCGGUGCUUCGCUGCACCAAAAAGGCAUUCGCUCUCCUUCCUGACAUCCGAUCGGCUAUUGCAGAACUAACUACGCUCAAAGGGCUCGGACCUGCUACAGCGUCAGCUGUAUUAGCAGCAGGAGCUCCUGAGGAAGUCGCCUUCAUGGCUGACGAGGUCGUAGAGAGCAUCGCCGAGCUGAGACCAGUUCAAUACACGGCUAAGCACUUCUCUCUCUUUUUGGAGAAAAUACUGCACAAAACAUACCAGCUCACCGAAGCGGACAGUCAGCAUGAUUGGACCCCUCAUGAGGUGGAGCUGUGCUUAUGGGCGUGUGCAAUAGCCAAUCAGAUCCAGCCCUCCCUGCUGGAGGCGUUUCCCCUGAGUUACACUGCCAACAGAGAGACCACAGAGAAGACCAAAGAGGAGGAGACCAGAAAGCGGCCGUCUAAGAGACGCAAGACAGACUAGUGUACUCCGGAUUGUAUGUUGUGCUUUGCAGUUUUGGCAUCUAAUGCAUCGUAGCCCAGUGCUAUGAAGGAAAUCAGAUGAUGUGCAAUAGAGCAUGACAAUUCUAAACUGGCUUGGAAUAAUCUUAGGUUCAGUAGGCAUGUUUGUCCAGAAAUCGUUUUCCUACUGAAUGAUCAGGACUUGUUGUAUGGUUUGUAUUAAAUGAUUAUGCUGUUUUUCAAUAUCUAACAGUUUAACCGAUGACCUGUUCAGACCCGUGUUUCUCAUCGACGAUCUCAUCCCCUCAUUUUUCACAAGAAGUGCUAACUCUCUGCGUGCCAUAAGUGUAACCCUUGAUCACAAGCUGAGAAUGUUAACAGAUUCCAGCAAUCUGCAGCGAUCCGCUUGCUAGCUAGAACAGUAGGUACAGAUACAUGAGCUACAAAGUCCCAUCAGCUAACCAACUUGCUGAUCUACUAAUUAACCAGCUUCCUAACCACCUAGCAUAAAUGUGUGAAUUAUUAAUUUCUAAUAAAUUUUCAGGUAUAAAUGGUC